GAGGGCUUGAGAGAAGGGAAGAGAAGAGAAGAGGAUGAGCCGAAGCCUUGGGAUCCCGGUGAAGCUACUGCACGAGGCGGCGGGGCACAUCGUCACGGUGGAGUUGAAGAGCGGCGAGCUCUAUCGUGGCAGCAUGAUCGAGUGCGAGGAUAACUGGAAUUGCCAGCUUGAAAACAUCACCUUCACCGCUAGGGAUGGAAAAGUGUCACAACUUGAGCAUGUUUUCAUCCGUGGUAGCAAAGUGAGGUUCAUGGUUAUUCCUGAUAUGCUGAAGAAUGCUCCCAUGUUCAAACGUCUGGAUGCGCGAAUUAAGGGAAAAGGGUCUUCUCUUGGGGUUGGCCGUGGUCGUGCUGCUGCUAUGCGUGCUAGGGCACAAGCUGCUGGCCGUGGUGCUCCACCUGGCCGGGGUGGUGCUCCUCCUGUAAGGAGGUAGCUUUCCGAUUUUGCUAUGAGCCAGAGACUCAAUGGUCAGAGAGGACAAGUUUUCUUUCAUUUGGAGAGAGCUUGAUGUAGGAUUAGCUUGAAGGGUGUUUGUAAUGUCUACUUUAUAAAGGAUCAUUGCUUUCCUCUUGAUGUAUACUUUAUGUUGGCGAAGUUAUUUUAUAUACCUGCAUGAAAUUUUCUGUUA
Molecule: messenger RNA, 628 nt
Organism: Dioscorea cayenensis subsp. rotundata (Guinea yam)
Lineage: Eukaryota; Viridiplantae; Streptophyta; Magnoliopsida; Dioscoreales; Dioscoreaceae
Product: small nuclear ribonucleoprotein SmD3b-like
Exons: 5
Coding region: 35-433 (132 amino acids)
Biological process (GO): RNA processing; spliceosomal snRNP assembly
Cellular component (GO): SMN-Sm protein complex; U12-type spliceosomal complex; U2 snRNP
Molecular function (GO): RNA binding
Source: RefSeq, a predicted model, not a curated record